AUGCCGCGUUUUUGCGCGCUUUUGCUUUUGUUGUUCGCAGCAAGCGUUUUUUGCGAUGAGAAAUCGCGAGCGAUUCCAUAUGCGCCGAGCACCGAAGCGCUCGAAAUGAUCGGAGCUCAAUUUAUUGACGCUCUCAUUAAAAAAGGACAAAUUGAAAUGGCGAAGAACGCGUUUAAAACGCAGCUUGAAGUGUUGGAGAAGGUUCAACCCGAUCAGUUCGAGAAGUACAAGAAGCUGAAGGUCGAAGACCUGGCGGCAGAUGCUGUCAUGCAACAAGCAGAACUGGCGAAGCUUCAACCAAAAACUGGAAACGCUUUCAUCGAUAUGCUGAACUCGAACGGGAUUCCCAUCGGAAGCAGUAUUCGCGGACUGGAAGACGCGAUUCGAACCCAACGCGAUAUGGAGAUCAAUGAUCCGUCGGAACAAAUCGCAAAAGCGGUUUUGGAGAAAUUCCAAACUCAAAUUUUGCCGGGUCUCGUCGCGAACAUGAUCGCCGGCCGAAAUCCGUUCAAAAUGCCGCAACAACAAAUGCGACGGUCGCAAAUGCAAAUGCAGCGCGUUCCGGCGAAAAUGAUGCGACAGUCGGCGCUUGACGCGAAUCGAAUGGAUGUCGAAGCGAGCGACGACGACGGCGACGAGGCGUUGACGGAUGAUGAAUCGCGGCGAGACCUCACGCGACGACUCCGAGCCAGUCCGAGAUUGAGAGCGCUUCUUGAGAAUCCGGAAGUGGCGAAUCUGUUGUCGAAUCGGCGAAUGCGCGAUUCGCCGCUUCACUCGAGACGACCAUUGGCGACCAGUGACGAUGACGACGAGACGUUUCGCGCGAUGAAGGCUAGAGCGAAGCUGGAUCAGAAAUCGCAAAUUGUCCUCGGAUUGCAUGGACUCACCGACGAUGAUUAUGACGAUGACGACGAGAAGGAAGCUGAAGAUAACGCGCUUCGUCGUGCUCCACCAGUGCUUUCGUCGGCAUUUUUAGAGCAGCUCAAAUCCAACGACGAGCUGAAAGCAGCGUUGAACCGAAUCAAGUACCGAGUCGAAGACGUCGAGAAGUACUUGGAACCGAGAAAGGUGCCGGUGAAUCCGAAUCCUCAACCCGGAUUCUUUGUUCCGCGCAAAAUCCCGACGAAACCUCGCAAAAUGGUUCCAUUGUUAAUCGGCGCUGAUCCGAAAGAAGUCGAGGAGGUCAGAAGGCAUCCGAGUGCCGAAUGGGAGCUGAAGCAUAAAUCAAGAGUGAUCACGAAUUUGAAGAACAAUCCAAGUCUCGCCGCGCUUUUUAUGGACGAUCAUCUGGAGAAAACAUUGAGCGGACGAGAAAUGCUGUCGGCCGAUCAGAAGGGUCAAAUGCGCGUGAAGACGAUCAAGGCGUUGCCGCGAUUGUACGGCGAGACGACGUCGAAAGCGAGCAUGAUCGAUGCGAAGGUCACGCAGAUGAUCGAAGAACGCCCGGUGCCGCCGUUGUUCUGGGAGCCGAAGGGCCGACAUACACGCUUCCGAUGGACGGGCGCGAACGAGAAGGAGAUACCGGGACUCGGAACGCGCUUCAUUCUGCCGUCGCUGGAUCCGACAAUGCCGGCGGUGAAUUCCGGCUUCUCGACGCAAGGACGUGCGCGCGACGAGUGGGACACGAUGUUCAAAAUCCCGAACAACUGGAAUCCCGGCGACGAAAUCGGAUUCACAAUUAACUCAAAUUCAAAGCGAUUCGUCGGUGGCAACGGAGCAUUUGAUAUGCCAGCUCUUCAUUUAUAG
Caenorhabditis bovis is the source of this 1746-nucleotide messenger RNA. NCBI's taxonomy places the organism in Eukaryota, Metazoa, Nematoda, Chromadorea, Rhabditida, Rhabditidae. The record is from the annotation of a GenBank genome assembly.